AUGCUACACCAGGCCGCCAUUACACUGAUCGUCGCGCUUUUGGCUGUUUCAGCAACGACUCUCGAUAAGAGAAUCGUUGGCGGAGAUCCUGUCCAUGAGGGCGAGUUCACCUUCGUUGUUAGCAUCCUCAACAGCGGUCAUUGCGGAGGCAUUUUGCUCGAUAGCACUACAGUGCUCACUGCUGCUCACUGCCUUCCUGCAGUCCUUACUGUGAGGGCGGGCUCACUGCAUCGUAAAAAGGGCGGUGUUGUGUCCAAGUUCGCGUCUAAGAAGUACCAUCCCGGAUACAGAAUGAACCCAAGAUUCACGAUCAAACCCUAUAUGAACAAUGAUAUUGGCAUCAUCAAACUAGCGACUCCGAUCGAGGCGAGCGAGGAGAAGAAUAUAGGCUACGCCACGCUGGCCGAGGAAGACUCGGAUCCCGUGCCCGGUUCCAUGGCUAUCGUCGCAGGCUGGGGCAGGGAUGAACGCGAGAAACGUCCCCAUUUCGAGGUGCUCGGGAACCUCACCAAGGUCACCAUUCCCAUCCUCGAGCGCGCGGAAUGCAGAAAGGGAAAGGUGCGCGGCCUGGUUGAUCGCGUGCAACUGAGAGACACGAUCGUGUGCGCCGGCACCCACUCCAAGGGCGCCUGCGAGCACGACGACGGAGGCCCCCUCAUUGACCAGGAGACUGGCCAGGUGAUUGGCAUCACGUCCUUCAACGUAAUGGAUGAGGACCUCUACAUCUGCGACGAGGCGCCGGCGGUGUUCACCCGCAUCGGGCGGUACAUCCCUUGGAUCAAGGAGCACAUGGGGGCCGGCCCCAAGCCGAAGGAGAAGGCAUCAAAGGCGGAAGAGGAAGACUCUCGAGAGGUCGAAGAAGAGAAGCCCUGCGCGACUGACGUGCAGCCAAAGUACAAGGUGACGGAGGAGGAGGAGUCUCGGCCAGUGAUUCCACAGUACGGCGGUAACCGGAGCCGGCCGCAUUGA
Cordyceps fumosorosea ARSEF 2679 is the source of this 969-nucleotide messenger RNA. RefSeq names its product trypsin-related protease. Gene Ontology annotation, biological process: proteolysis. The record is from RefSeq and is a predicted model, not a curated record. The transcript has 3 exons. Lineage: Eukaryota; Fungi; Ascomycota; Sordariomycetes; Hypocreales; Cordycipitaceae. Gene Ontology annotation, molecular function: serine-type endopeptidase activity. The coding region runs from base 1 to 969 and encodes 322 amino acids.